AUGGAGAAGACGGAGGUCGCGGUGGUGGCGGCGCCUGGUCCCGAAAGGCUAGAUUCCGAUGGAAACGCAUCGAAGCGGGCAGACUGCGAUGAGGCCGACAGCGAUCUCAUCAGCAAGCUCCCCGCCGACAUGCUCGCCGUCAUCAUCUCCCUCCUCCCCACCAAGGACGCCGGCCGCACGCAGGUACUCUCCCGCCGGUGGCGCCCCCUGUGGCGCGCCGUGCCUCUCAACCUCGACGCCCGCGCCAAACUCCCCGGAAGUCCAGCACACGCCCACACCGUCCCCGUUUCCGCCGUCUCCACGAUCAUCUCGCAACAUCCUGGCCCCGCCCGGCGGUUCUCGUUCACCGGCUUCCACGCCGGCGACUUCGACGCCGAGAUGGAGAGCUGGUUCCGCUCCCGCGCGCUCGACAAACUCGAGGAGCUCCAUCUGUGCUGCCACACUAGCAUCGAUUCAUCAUCUGGGCUGCCUGAACAGAGCCAACGUCUGCCGCUAUCUGUGCUCCGCUCCGCCUCCACCCUCCUCGUUACCAGGAUCACCGGUUGCUCUUUUCCUACCGAUGUGCCGUCCAUGAAUUUCCCUGUCCUCGCGCAGCUCACUUUGCUCUACGUUUUAAUCCCUGGGGAUGUCUUCCACGGCUUGCUCUCUAGCUGCCAUGCCUUGGAGAGCUUGUACAUGUCCGGAGUUUCUGCUACUACUGGUCGCCUCCGUGUUACCUCGCCGACUCUAAGGAGCAUUGCCUUCAAUCAUUGGCCUAGUGCAAAAGCCGCCCAACAACUGGUCAUCCAGGAUGCUCCUCACCUUGUGAGGCUACUAAUACCUUACGAUUCCCAAGAUGGUUGUGUGACUAUCCGGGUAAUCAGCGCACCUAAGCUCGAGAUAUUGGGCCCUUUUUUUCCCGUCCUCUCCAACCUCAUCGUCUCACAGGGAAUAAGCCCAGUCAGCUCCGCAAACUGGACCCGCAGUGUGAAGGUUUUGGCUCUCAGGUCUUCUGGCUUUGCAUUGCACGCAGUUCUUAAUAUCCUCAGGUGGUUCCCCUCUUUGGAGAAGCUAUAUGUCAUUUUUCGCCCACACAAAUACAUUGAGAUGGAUAAGGAGGAUGACCCGCUGUAUGACCCACUACAUCCAAUCGAAUGCCUUCAAGCCCAUUUGAAACUUGUGGUAUUCAAGUCAUUUGUAGGCAAUGAGAAGCAGGUUAACUUUGCCAGGUUCUUUGUUUUGAACGCAAAAGUGGUCAACAGAAUUGAAUUUGAACUCUUCAAGUACAAGAGUGAAUCGGUGGCUUAUCAGCACCAGCUGCUACAAGUGGAAAACAGAGCUUCUCGAGGUGCUCAAAUUCAAUUUAGGAAUCAACCAGCUCGUAGUGAUCUCGAUGCACACAAGCAUAUCCAUGAUUUGUCAGUGGCCGACCCCUUCAGACAUUGUCAAAAUUGGGUUCGUCCCUGAAGAUUGCACUGUCUUGUGCUCAUUGUGUAGACGUGGUUGAUAUCUGAAGGUAGCAUUAUCUUUUGCCUAUGCCUGAUUUCUUUCUGGUCUGGAGUUCCUAUGUAAUUCGAGUAACUUAUGAAGUCACCCGGGUUAAUAUCGCAGAAGAUGUUUUUUAGAUGCAAAAUGAGUUGGCUGAAAAGUUCUAAUGCAUGUGCCUGGAGUGCCCGGGUGCCGGUGUUCUUAUCUCCGUGUAUUCAUGAUGACUCUUGUAAUGUUCUCUAAGUAAUGUUGCUACCAAAACACAUGUUUCUAUCGAGAAUUGUAUUGCCUAUUCUAUUAUAUAUAUACAAAAGCACAAAAGCUUUUGUUUGA
Molecule: messenger RNA, 1800 nt
Organism: Lolium rigidum
Lineage: Eukaryota; Viridiplantae; Streptophyta; Magnoliopsida; Poales; Poaceae
Product: putative FBD-associated F-box protein At3g50710
Exons: 3
Coding region: 1-1446 (481 amino acids)
Molecular function (GO): protein binding
Source: RefSeq, a predicted model, not a curated record